Molecule: messenger RNA, 444 nt
Organism: Astrephomene gubernaculifera
Lineage: Eukaryota; Viridiplantae; Chlorophyta; Chlorophyceae; Chlamydomonadales; Astrephomenaceae
Source: the annotation of a GenBank genome assembly
GGAGGGAGGAGGUGGCAGCGGUGGAGGUGGCGGUACGGCACUGCCGUACGAUGGGUUGGAGCUGCCGGGCGCUCCCCGGGUGGCACAUGCGCAGGUUCGCGACGAUGUUAUCCGCGCGGUUCGCUCCUCCUUCGAGUGCCACGGAGCGCGCAGCUUCUACAGCAGCCAGGUUGGCUACGCCUACCCCGGUCUGGCCCCCGACGCGGUGCGCCUGCUGUCCCCGCACGGCGCGCUGCUGGCCAUGCGGCACGAGAUGCGCUACCCCUUCGCGCUGUGGCUGGUGCAGCAGGCGGCAAUGGCGCCAGUGGGCGCGCUGGACACGCUGCGGCGCUACGACAUCAGCUACGUCAUGCGCUGCGGCCGCGCGCGCAGCCUGCCCUCCUCCUACUGCCAGGCAGACCUGGACCUGCUGCACCCGGCGGGAGGGGGCGGCGGCGGGGCGGG